GGAAAACGGCAGCGACAACAGCAGCCCGAUGCGGCAGCUGCCAGCGUGCUGCGCUCGUUCGACCUCCUUCGUCUUGCGGCAUCUUAUCAACAUGGCCUCCGUGUUGACGGCCACAACCUUCUUCUAUCCAUUGAAUGGCCAGCAGUGCAAACCCGAGGCGUCACUUACGUCUUCCCCUGUAUGUCAAGCUUCUCGUUUCAGCGCCUGCUACCUUGGGUGGACAUCCAUGGCCUUCCUUAUCUCGUGGACGUCGUGAACUUUGUUGAAACCCGUUCUGCCUCGUUCCUCCUGAGCACGGUUGUGUUUUGCGUGGCCGUGUGGUACGGCCACCUCCCACUCCUCCGCGACUUUGGUGGUCCGCGCUGCCAUCAUCUCUCCGGUCUGGAUUUUACCAUGGCUAUGAAUAUUGCUGCGAAGAAUGGCCAUGUAGCCAUCGUGCAGUGGUUGCAUGCCAAUCGCAAGGAAAGCUGCACGUCUGCCGCCAUCGACGACGCAGCGCUUCGAGGGCACGUCCAUGUCGUCGACUACCUCCAUCGCACUGGCCUGGUGAUAUUUUCGUCGCGAUUGUCCGAGAUCAUGCUGCAGGUUGUCGCAAAGGGAGAUGUUGGAAUGGUAGAAUGGUUACAUCGCCAUCGGACGCGACAGUGGCCUCGCGGGCUCAUGGACGCGAUCGCCGCGUCCGGAAACGUGUCCAUGAUGGCUUAUUUCCACGUGCAUACAAACGAGCGUUGUACGACCCAUGCGAUGGACGUCGCAGCCAGUCGUGGCCAUUUGGAAAUGGUGCAGUUUCUGCAUUACCAUCGACACGAAGGAUGUACGACCCAAGCGAUCGAUUUGGCGGGUGGCAAUGGCCAUUUGGACAUUGUCCAAUGGCUGGUCAAUAAUCGUCACGAACGGUGCUCGUGGAACACCAUCUACCUCGCGGCUUGCAAUGGCCAUGUUCGCAUGUUGCGCUUCCUGUUUCACAUCGACCAGCUUCAUGCGAUGCCGUGGCGAUGUGCAUCGGUGGUGGCUCAGACCAGCGGUCGACUCGAUGCAUUGGCGAUGCUAAACCAAGUCAAGUCUACGUGCAACAAGCAAAGCCAAAAGCAGCAAGCAUCGCAUCGACGACGACACCACGGCCGCAGUUCGUAACGUGAAGCCAGUAUAGUAAAGUCAAGCCUAAACCGUGCAACAUGAAGUGUUUCAACUACA
This is a messenger RNA of Aphanomyces astaci, 1194 nucleotides long. RefSeq lists its product as hypothetical. The record is from RefSeq and is a predicted model, not a curated record. Lineage: Eukaryota; Oomycota; Saprolegniomycetes; Saprolegniales; Verrucalvaceae. The coding region runs from base 181 to 1134 and encodes 317 amino acids. Gene Ontology annotation, molecular function: protein binding. The transcript has a single exon.